This is a messenger RNA of Gymnogyps californianus (California condor), 2804 nucleotides long. It is a transcript of the gene NOC4L, whose product is annotated as nucleolar complex associated 4 homolog. Bases 1 to 1524 code for a protein of 507 amino acids. NCBI's taxonomy places the organism in Eukaryota, Metazoa, Chordata, Aves, Accipitriformes, Cathartidae. The transcript has 15 exons. Gene Ontology annotation, cellular component: Noc4p-Nop14p complex; small-subunit processome; nucleolus. The record is from RefSeq and is a predicted model, not a curated record. Gene Ontology annotation, biological process: ribosome biogenesis.
AUGGCGCGGGCCGCCGCGCUCGCCUCCUGCCUGGAAGCCGUGCUGGGGAGCCGCAGCAAUGCCAACCGCGUCUUCGAGAUCCUGGAGCUGCUGGCGGGCCAGGAGGAGGAGGACGUCCUCUGCGCCGCCAGGACCUGCAGCCGGCUCUUCGGGGCGCUGCUGGAGCGGAGGGAGCUGUUCGUGGGCCGGCUGCCCGCCGAGGAGGCCUCUCUCGCCGAUAACUACAGCGCUGAGGACAAAUACAAGAUAUGGAUGAGGCACCGCUACAAUGACUGCGUGGAUUCCUUGGCAGAGCUGAUGGGACACAAUGCCUUCCAGGUCAAGGAAUUGUCACUCUGCACCCUCAUGAAGUUUGUUGAGUUGGAGGCACAAUAUCCAUUGAUCAAAGUAGAGUGGAAGGGGAGUUUAACUUUUCCUCGUGAACUUCUUAAGGUAGUUGUUGAUGGCUUACUUCCCUUAAAUGAGGAUGCUUCACUCCUGAUCUCUCGCUUUCAAGAAUAUAUGGAGUAUGAUGACAUUCGGUACUUUGUCAUAAAGGCGGUCACUGAGAGUAUUGGACAAGUCAUGCAGAAGACAAAAGAGAGGCCGCUGCCGUUUUACCAACAGAACGUAUUUUCCCUCAUUUCGCCCAUUAACAUGCCGAACAAAGAGUGUGACAUGGUCAAAUUUAUGGUGAAGCAAGAUAACUGGGAGGAAUUGAAAGUGUCAAAGCUGCAGGCACACAAGCAGGCGUUUGAAAAAAUGUGGCUCAGUUUUUUGAAGCACAAGCUACCCACUGGCCUUUACAAAAAAGUUCUUGUCAUUCUACAUGACUCCAUCCUGCCUUACAUGAACGAGCCCACUCUCAUGAUAGACUUCUUGACAGUGGCCUAUGGCAUAGGUGGAGCAAUCAGUCUUCUAGCCUUAAAUGGAUUAUUUAUUCUGAUUCAUCAGCAUAAUCUGGAAUAUCCUGACUUUUACAAAAAGCUGUACAGUCUUCUAGACCCUUCUAUAUAUCACGUGAAGUACCGAGCCCGCUUUUUCCAUUUGGCUGAUCUGUUUUUGUCUUCAUCUCACUUGCCAGCGUACCUGGUGGCAGCAUUUAUCAAGCGCCUCUCCCGGCUGGCCCUGACUGCUCCUCCCGAGGCUCUACUCAUGGUCAUUCCCUUCAUCUGUAACCUUUUUCGGAGGCACCCCGCAUGCAAAGUGCUAGUACACAGACCUAAUGGGCCAGAAGAUAUGUCAGAAGAUCCAUAUAUUAUGGAGGAGGAGGAGCCAUCUGAAAGCAGGGCUUUGGAGAGCUCUCUCUGGGAGAUUCAGUCUCUACAAAACCAUUAUCACCCAGAUGUGGCCAAGGCAGCUGCUAUCCUGAACCAGUCGCUGUCUGAAAUAGAGGAUGACAUAUCAGGGCUCCUGGAGCUCUCAGCUUAUGAGCUUUUUGAUAAAGAAGUAAAGAAAAAUGCUAUUGAUGUGCCCUGGAGUUUGAGCAAGUACGAGGUUUGUUUGGGAAGAAAAAUGAUAUUUUUGCAGAGCACUUCACUUUAGAUUGAUGUGAUCUAUUAUAAACACAUCUGCACAACUGACUGAUCUUAGGGACAUGCACACAGUUCACAUGUUGUGCUCGGCAGUUCUGCCUUGGAAGUAUCUCCAUGUGAUGAGAGCUGGACUGCUUGAGAAAGGUGCAGCCUUCAGCGACCUUUGCCACUACCCAUGGAUGGACUUUCCUUUGUUUCUCACGCUUGCGUACUGCCACCUGAUAUUUGGGAGGGAUUUUUCCUCAGAGCAAGGUUUUCUGGACUUGUUCGUUGCUGGGAUUCCAGCCGAUUUCUCCAAAGCUGCUGGUGCUGGCUGUGAUCAGUGACUGCAUUGACAGACCAUCUUGCUGCCGUUCGAUGGGACUGAGGGGAAUUGCGGUCUCUGACUACUGCUCUUGUUUUUCAGGUGUGUUACUUUUAUACUAGAGCUGACAACCUGUUUGUAGCAAGUGACUUCAAUACAUAGCUGUAAACACCUGAUGAUAUUCUAAUUAUAUUUUUUUUAUAUACACUUUUAAACUCAUGUCUUCAGAGGGAUGUUUAGCUUCCUAUGUACUCAUCUUAACACUCCCACGUUCAAGGCACUGAAAGCUCUGGUUUGUCAAAAACAACUCAUAGAUGAUGCUCAGUAAUUCCAUCUAUGAAGUGUUGCUGAUGUUCUUCAUGUACAUUCAUCUCAUGCUGUAAGGUUGCUUAAUUCAAAAUGCUUACGAGCUUUGGAAAUGAGCAUAAUCCUGGUGACUGCUGUAGCUAGGGAGGCCAACUGAUGUGCAGCGGGAGGUGUGUCUAAUCCUUGAUUUUUUGCUUCAGAAUGAUAAGCAGCGUGACGUAGUUUUGCUUGCAGCCUGCAAGUGUUGUAGGAGCUCUGGCCAGUGUGUAUCCAGGUGCUAAUGAAGUUUUAGCUAGUUACUAAUACUAGGUGGUUUUGUUAAUUUGGAUUUUUCAUACAGUUCCAGAAGUCAUGCAGAAAUUCCUUCUGAUAGGGGUGCUUUUUUUUUCUCAAGGUUUUGAGUUUGAGAUAAACUUGACAUUUUUUUCGUAUUCAUUUUCAACAACUUAAUGUUAUCUCGUUAGACUGUAACUCUGCUUGCAUAUUUUGAAAUCAUAUUUUGUGGAGGAGAAAAAUACAGUCAAGAAAGUGGAGGCCAAGAAAUCUAAUUUCUGGCAGACGAGUCUGUUUAAGUCAAGGAAAACUGCAGCUGUCUUGGAGACGCUAAGCGUUAUGUUUUCUUCAUCCAGUUUUCUUCAUGCUUUCCAAACAACGGACAUGUCCUCAGAGUACAGAGCUCU